Paramormyrops kingsleyae is the source of this 2997-nucleotide messenger RNA. RefSeq names its product sphingosine-1-phosphate receptor 3a (gene s1pr3a). Gene Ontology annotation, cellular component: membrane. Gene Ontology annotation, biological process: G protein-coupled receptor signaling pathway. Gene Ontology annotation, molecular function: sphingosine-1-phosphate receptor activity. NCBI's taxonomy places the organism in Eukaryota, Metazoa, Chordata, Actinopteri, Osteoglossiformes, Mormyridae. The record is from RefSeq and is a predicted model, not a curated record.
GAAGCUGUAACAACUUGCCAGAAACGGCUCCUUUGAAACUCGAAACACCCGCCCUGAACUGCGUGCGUUACCCCCGAUUGGCCGAGGGGCAUUUGGAGAGCUGCAGGCAGCUGCCUUAUUAUGGGAGAGACCGAGAAGACACGCACAUACACACGGCGCACCGGCAAAAGUUUGCGCAGGAGCUGGGAAGGGAACGCGAGCUGGGGUCCGCUUUAACGAAAGCGAAACUGAUCGAGCUUAAACUGAUUUCUAAUCGCAUGGAAGGUCAGAGAGUGAUGUGUUCAGGAACGAUGCAGCCUGCCGGAGACCAGUGAAAACGGGGGACCAGCGGGCGAUCGGGCCGGGAUGUUCAGCCAGAUGUAGUGGCGUACCGGCAAUUACGACAAAACAGGCUCGGAUCCAAUACCGAAAGAUGCCACCCGUGUCGGGCAGAGGAGUUUGCCCCGUAUUGGGCACACGCUCAGUGGCGCCCUCUCGUGUUUGAACAAGUGAUUCGGCAUGGAGGCCACCAUUGAAGAGGGGAUGAACCUGGUGAUCGUCAACCACUAUAACCACUCGGGGAAGUGGGAACGACCACGUGGGACAGGCACCUGCAAGACCACGCUGGUGCUGAUCAUCUGCGUGUUGAUCGUGCUGGAGAAUGUGACGGUUCUGCUGGCGCUGUGCCGUCACAAGCGCUUCCACAGCCGCAUGUACCUGCUCAUCGGCAAUCUGGCCCUGUCGGACCUGCUGGCGGGUGUGGCCUACGCCGUCAACAUCUUCACGUCGGGCCGCCGGACCUUCUUCCUGACGCCGACGCAGUGGUUGGCGCGGGAGGGCAGCAUGUUCGUGGCGCUGAGCGCCUCCACCUUCAGCCUACUGGCCAUUGGCAUUGAGCGUCACAUGACCAUGGUGCGCCGGCGGCCCUCGGAGACGGCUGGGCGGGGUCGCCUGCUGGGCCUUCUGGGGGCUUGCUGGGCCGUGUCGGUGCUGCUCGGCGCCCUUCCCAGCCUGGGCUGGAACUGCCAGGGCCACCUAGAGGCGUGCUCCACCGUGCUGCCACUCUACGACAAAAGUUACGUGGCGUUCUGCAUCAGCAUCUUCAGCGCCCUGCUGGCCGCUAUCGUGGUGCUAUACACCCGCAUCUACCGGCUGGUGACGUCAAGCGGGCGGCGGCUCGGUGGGAGCCGGCCCUCGGAGUGCUCGCUGGUGCUGCUGCGCACCGUGGUCAUCGUCCUGGGCGUCUUCGUGGUGUGCUGGGCGCCCCUCUUCCUGCUGCUGCUCCUGGACGUGGGCUGCAGCCCCGAGCGCUGCCCGGUGCUCUACCAGGAGGACUGGUUCAUCGCCCUGGCCGUGCUCAACUCUGCCCUGAACCCGCUCAUCUACACGCUGACCAGCCGCGAGCUGAGGACUGCGUUCUUCCGCGUGCUGUGCUGCAGCCAGGCUCAGCUGGAGGCCACGCCUCCCAUCGAGGGCCCCCCCAACCUGGUCGCCAUCAUCCCCACUGGCGAGAACAGCAAGUCCAGUGCAGGUGGACCUGGGGCUGCUGUCUCGGGACUGACCAAAAGCAAAAUCUCAACACCCCUGAGUUCCAGCCUUCCACACCCUGGGCCCUCAUCUCCCACCCUGCUCCACCCCUCUGGUCCUGCUGAACUUCUGUCUGCCGUCCUGGUUAAAGCAGGGGCACUCCCAAGCCUCAGCAAGUUCUGACCAAAUUCUGACCAGUUCCGACCCGGGGUGUUUCUCAAUAUGAGUACUCGUCCACAUCCUGUUCUCAUGUACCUGUUUUUACAUCAUCUUCCAUCGCCAAAGACCAGUUCCAAUACUCAAAAACAGAAGUGCAGAGGUGGGUAAAAAUCCCCGGAUGUUGUUCUUGCCUCACUCCAAAUAUCAAUAACACACCGGUUGCAUCCUCGCCAAACAAGACAAAUCCCACGAUUCAUUGCGCCCCAAGUUUCUUCUUGGGAGGCAAGUUGGCAAGACGGCUCCUGCCAAGACCACGGGUACGAUCUUUGCGUUCUUGGCAUUGAGAAACACCCCAAGUUCUGACCAAGUUCUGACCAGAUGCCCCCCUCCCCCCUCAGCCUCCCACAGUCUGAACAACAAAACACACUUUGAAUACUGACGGAUAACUGAACUCGGGCAGCUUGCUUGAUGGAAUAUUCCAGAAAUUCUGUUCCUCUGUGGAAAUGACACUUUUUUUUGUAAAUGAGUCAAGAAACUGCUUGCUGUUCACAAGGCCUGUUAAAGGGCUCGAUAACCUCACAUGAACCACUACUGCGCGUGAUACAAGAUCACGAUCACGAUCACAAUCACAAUCACAAUCAGAUAUAUUCAGCUGCUUUUUCUGCCGCCUCGCACCAUGGCCAAAAGUUCGGAAUGCAUAUGUUGUUUUCUUAAGUAUUAUAAUAAUAUCUUAGGGUGACGCUGUGCUUAAAAUUCAGCCUGAGCAGUUUAUAGGUAGCAGAAGCAGCCAUUCGGUACAAAAUGAACAUGGUAAAACAGCGAUUUACUGUAUAUAUGCAAGUUUGAGUGUCCCUAUUCAUAUCACAUGUCCAUCAAAGUAUAAUUUCAUCUUAUGCAUAUUUUCACAAAAAUACUGAAGUUCCGGCUAUUUUGAUGUACCAUUUAAAAGGUCGAAGGUACAAAAUCGAAAUCAUUCAUGCUGAUAUUCUCACACUUGGAUUUCUGUUAUUUAAAUCACUGCUGCAACUUCAAAUAAAGCUGUACGUGGUAAAUAUGUACAUUGUUUUUAGGCAGCUGUGUAGAGAGACCAGUUACCUAUGAGUGUUCAACUCAAACUGUGCAGCGAGGUGUAGAUGUUUAGUGAACGGGGUGGCGUCACGAGGGUCCAAGUUUCAGGUGCCUCUAAAGUUCAACAGUGUGUGUUGCUCACUUCAAACUUUACCAGUAAGGUUUUGAAAUGAUUUACUUCUGCGUACAUUAUACAUAGAGAUGUACAAUAUAUUGGUUAACGUAUCGGUAUCAGACAACAUUCAUUAAAAGUAAAUAUCGGCA